Arachis ipaensis is the source of this 411-nucleotide messenger RNA. NCBI's taxonomy places the organism in Eukaryota, Viridiplantae, Streptophyta, Magnoliopsida, Fabales, Fabaceae. The record is from RefSeq and is a predicted model, not a curated record.
AUGGGUAAAGCAAUGGGAGCAGGUUCAGUUAUAGGCUGGGCUGGUGCCGGUGCUCUUAGGACUCCUCAAAAUCCUAUGAUGGGUUUUGGAAUGGGUAUAGAUAUGGAUAUGGACAUGGGCAUGAACAAUGGCCCAGGUGCUGCUAUGGAAAUGGGAAUAGGAAUGAACAAUGGCCCUGGUGCUAGAAUGGGGAUGGAGGGCUACAGAGGCAUUAAUCCAUCAAUGGGCAUGGGCAUGGGCAUGGGAAUGGGUAUGGGGCAAGGAGUCCAAAUGCAACCCCCUAUGGGAAUGCCUCCCGAGUCUAACAUGCCAGGCUCGAGGUUGGUUUACGGUGUUGUUUGUUUUGAUUUGAGGUGUUCUUCAAGUAGUUAUUGGAUUCAUUUCUUGGAAGCACAUGUUAUUACAACUUGA